Callorhinchus milii (elephant shark) is the source of this 2407-nucleotide messenger RNA. RefSeq names its product coiled-coil domain containing 62 (gene ccdc62). Lineage: Eukaryota; Metazoa; Chordata; Chondrichthyes; Chimaeriformes; Callorhinchidae. The record is from RefSeq and is a predicted model, not a curated record. The transcript has 14 exons. The coding region runs from base 521 to 2143 and encodes 540 amino acids.
AGAAAGACACACAGACUCUCAGACACACUGAUACCGUGAGGGACAGAGAGGCUCACACACUAAUACAGUAUUUUGACUGAAGCACGUGUUAGAGAGAGAGAGAGAGAGAGAUGAACACGGGCACCAGUGUUAGCAGAAAAUAGAGAACAUGAGAGGGAGAGAGAAGCUAUCUCUUGCUCGCUCGCUCACUGAAAAAGAGAGUGUUUUAGUUACUCCAAAAGAAGAGAAACAGUUACUCCAAAAGUGAGUCGGAGAGUGUGUCUCAAUGUUCACGUGUCCAGUGGAGGUCUUGACUACUGCCUUUGUUCUAAACCUUAUUCUAAACUUGGUAAUAUUCUCAAACCUCAAAGCGAUCCAUUUGUACACCACUGUGUUGGUACUCUUAACACGGUGUGACUGUGCAGUGGGAACAAUGCUAUGUGUCUUUUGGCACACCUCAAGGCAUAGAUUUAAGAUAAUCGCAGAAAGGAUUUAAAAGGGGAGGUUGGGGAAAAAAAAUCUUUCCACGCAAGGUGGUCGAAUGUGGAAUUCUCUGCCACGAACCUUUGUCCAGCCACAGCCCGUAAAUCCGUUUAAAAAGGUACCAUGUGUUGAGAUGGAGGAUCUCCCGUCUGGAGACUUGGCCGCGAUCAAUCCCAGGCAACACAAAAAUGCAUCGAAUUCUACCUCAGAAAGUCAUCUCGAGCCAUGGCACAGCACUCCAAAAUCUAAGCCCUCAGGAGAAAACAUUAACUGCCCCAAAUCUAUUGGCGACUCGAGGUUGAACUUUGGUAAAAUGCAAGACACCAGCCAAGCCACCGGAGCAAGAUCUAAAGUGUGCUCUACAAAGGCAAUGCAUCCCGUCCCCCCGUACAAUACCUCUGUAAAAAGUAACGGGAACCUGGAUUUAGAGAAUUCGACCAUUCAGAAACAGCGUAACGAGCUCCAGCUUCUAGUGAUGGAGCUGAAAGACCGGGAUCGAGAGUUGAAUGAGAUGGUGGCGGCUCAUCAGAAACAACUGCUGGCCUGGGAGGAGGACCGCCUGCGGAUACUCACGCUGGAGGAGAGAUGCGCCAAGCUGGAAAACGAGUUGAGAAAGAGGAACGAGCUGAUUCGGACACUGACGACGCAGCACAAGAUCCUGGAGGCUCAGCAAAACGACUGCCUGAAAGCCCUGAGCAGCACUCAGCAACAGCUACAGGAAACCAACCACAAGGCAGGAGAGGCUGUCAGCAACUGUGAGGAGCUCGAGGAGCGUAACAAGAGCCUGAACACCUCCAUGCUGGAGCUCUCGGCACAGGUUGGGCAGCUGCAGGCCCGGGAACAGGAGCUCAGUACCAUGUUGAAACUAAAGGACAAGGACAUGGUGGAAGCGACCAAUCACAUCAUCGAUCUUUCAGCCAGGUUCAAAACCUUAGAGAGCGCGCUGCGAGAGGCCAGGCUGAACGAAACCAACACCAGGAAAGAGGUGCAGGAUUGCAAGCAACACUCAAAGAGACUGAGACAUGAGAUCUGUAAGCUUAGAGAUGAGUUAGAUGAAAAGACAGGGGAAAAUAAUGAGCAGAGAGAAGAGAUUAUUCACCUUAAGCAAGAAAACCAGUACCUGAUCAGUGAGCUGACCUUAGCAGUGGAAAGGGAGAAGAGGAAAGAUCAGUUGCUGGAGCUCGCCAAAUCCAAGCAGGAGCGAGCGGACACAGAGUUGCAUGGCCUUCGGCAGGUAAACGAAAAGCAACAACACGACCUGCAGCUUCUACACCUCAACCUGGCGAGCUCUCAGGAGCUGAUUCAAAAGCAGGAGGAGAAAAUUCUGGAAAUCAGCGAGGAGAAGCUGGAGAUGGACAUGUUGGGCCUGGAAUCGCCAACGGCCGCCCACAACAACCCCUUGCGAGAUAGGUCGAGGAGGAAGGGCAGUUACCAGGAUGACCUGACGGCCAAUAGCAUCCCGGCCUCGCCGGGCAAGCUGCCCAGUGCCGAGGACAGCGGGCUGGGGUCCGCAUCCAACAACAGUACUUGCCGAGAUGACUGUUCCCCGACGAGCAAGCUGCAGCGGCUGCUGGCAGAGUCCCGGCAGAUGGUGGCAAACCUGGAGCGCAGCACCCAGCUUCCCCCUGGCCUGUCCUGCCCCAGCGUCGGCAACAAUACCAGGGAGGGUAGCUCACACUAAUACAGAAGAAAGUCCACACAACACAAAGGAAGAAAUAAAUUAUACAGUUGAGCAAACACCUGGGCGGGUUGUACUUUUCCUUGACUGGGCCAAAGUAAGUUAACAAACAGACGAGAUCCUGUGAGAUAACCAUGAGCUGGGGAACAAGAGUGAAGCCUGGUUUGGUGAUAAAUAAAUGUAAUAUUUAACAAUGGACCGUCUUGUGAGAGAUAUCACGCUUCAGGAUGAAGAUAUGUACGUUGCUAAUAAAUACAUGGAAACAGG